GCUCUCCUCGUGCCCGCGCCAUGGACUCCCGUCUCUGCCGCCACGUCUGCCCCGGCCGCGUCAUUAACAUCCAGCGGAGCAACGGCUUGAUCCAUAAGGCGACGGUGAAGACGGUGAACGCGGAGCGGUCCUCCGUGUCCGUGGAGUGGUCCGAGGGCGGCGCCAUCAAGGGCAAGGAGAUUGAGAUUGAUGAUGUGAUAACAAUAAAUCCUGAGUUAUCAGAAGAACUACCUGCUGCAGAUGUGAAAGAGAACCUUCCUUUGCAAGAGAAUGUAACUGUACAGAAACAGAAGCGUAGAACAACACUUUCAAAAAUUCCUGCUCCACGGGAAGUUGCAGCAGUGACACCUAAUGUCUCUGCACCUGAGCAGAAGAUUCCAGCUGUUCGUGGCCGUUCCAGGAUGUCUGUUAUCACAGAAUCUCAGUGCAGCCUCCAGGAAAAUGAGAUGGGAGUGGAUCCCUGCACUUCUACACAAACCAGAAACAAUUUGUCAGUUCCUGCUGGCCGAACCAGGACUAGCAGGCUGAGCUGUGCUCCAGAAGCCUCACUGCCAAGUGUAAAUGGAAAUGCAGAGGAUCAUCUGCCUGCUGCUAGAAUGAGCUCUUCAGUGAGCCCAGUUCGGAGAAGAUCUAACAUUGUGAAAGAGAUGGAGAAAAUGAAAAACAAGAGAGAAGAAAAGAGAGCUCAAAUUAGUGAAAUCAGGACAAAACGUGCACAGGAAUUUGACAGCAGCUGUCCAAACUGGGAGUUCGCACGGAUGAUCAAGGAAUUCAGAGCAACUUUAGACUGCCAGCCAAUAUCUAUAACUGAUCCAAUAGAAGAACAUAGGAUUUGUGUCUGUGUGAGGAAGCGCCCUCUCAAUAAACAAGAACUUCUAAAAAAGGAAUGUGAUGUGAUUACUGUUCCAAGCAAGUGUGUCCUGCUGGUGCAUGAGCCAAAGCAGAAAGUGGACCUAACAAAAUACCUUGAAACCCAAGCAUUUAGAUUUGACUUUUCAUUUGAUGAAUCCUCGUCUAAUGAAAUGGUAUACAGGUUCACUGCUAGACCUCUUGUAGAGACCAUUUUUGAGGGUGGGAAGGCGACAUGCUUUGCAUAUGGCCAGACAGGCAGUGGCAAGACACAUACUAUGGGCGGAGACUUCUCUGGGAGAGCACAGAAUGCCUCAAAGGGCAUAUAUGCUUUUGCAUCACAAGAUGUCUUCCUCCUCCUAAACCAGCCCAGGUACAGGAGUCAGGACCUGGAAGUCUAUGUGACUUUCUUUGAAAUAUACAAUGGAAAGGUGUUUGACCUCUUGAAUAAGAAGGCAAAGCUUCGGGUCCUGGAGGAUGGCAAGCAGCAGGUCCAGGUUGUUGGUCUCCAAGAGAGACAAGUCGGCUGUGCUGAGGAUGUCAUCAGAAUGAUUGAGAUGGGCAGUGCCUGCAGGACAUCUGGGCAGACUUUUGCAAAUGCUAGCUCUUCACGGUCACAUGCCUGCUUCCAAAUCAUACUACGCCGAAGAGGGAAACUGCUUGGCAAAUUUUCCUUGGUGGAUCUGGCAGGAAAUGAGAGGGGUGCAGACACAUCUAGUGCUGACCGGCAGACACGAAUGGAAGGUGCAGAAAUCAAUAAGAGCUUGCUGGCUUUGAAGGAAUGUAUCCGAGCUUUAGGGCAGAACAAAUCUCAUACCCCUUUCCGGGAGAGCAAGCUGACCCAGGUGCUAAGAGACUCUUUCAUAGGAGCAAACUCAAGGACCUGUAUGAUAGCAAUGAUUUCUCCAGGCAUGAGUUCGUGUGAGUACACCUUAAACACACUGAGAUACGCUGACAGAGUGAAAGAGCUCAGCCCUCAUAAUGGAGGUGGUGAAACACAGAAUCAGAUGGAGACUGAGAAUGAGGAAACAGAGACCAGUGGAGAAGGCUCAGGUCACAAUCUCUCCAAGGAUGAGGAAGAAGAUAUCUCUCCCCACAUGUUCAACUUCCGUGAGGCUAUGACUCAAAUUAGUGAACGGGAGGAGAAGGUUGUAGAACAGCUUAGAGAACUGAGACAGAGAAUGACGACUGAACUUGACUACCUCUUGGGAAUCACGGAGCAACCAGACUAUGAUCUCGAGACCUUUGUGAGCAGAGCUAAGCACUUUGUAGAGGGGAGCUCAAGAAACUUCCUUAGUGUCAGAGAAACGCUGGAUGCCCUGGGGGCUGCCAUGCAACUGGAGGAGCAAGCCAGCAAGCAGAUGAGCCGGCAGAGGCCUUAGUAAAUACAGCAAAACCUGGUUCACAAGCAGUCUUCUGUAUGUCUUGCAUGUUUGUUGGUGGUUUGUCUAACUCCUAUUUUAAAUGUGGUAGAGUGUCCGCAGGUCACGCGUGCCUGAGGGCAGUGAACACGGCAGCCUCUCUCUCUUCAUGGCCUGGUAUCAGGGUACUCAGCAGAGUGCUAGACACACACCCCCUGCAAGGCUUCGGGAGGGGAGCCUGAGAGUCUGCUAGAUGUGUCUAGCAUCUGGCCCUUUGCUAGUGACAAUGAUCUCCUCUAAUAGUACUAGAUACACGUGUAUAGUUUUCUAGUGUACAUAUAACAUUUCCAGAUGUGCUUGAAACAUUGCAAAACUGUUGCAAGUCUGGCUUUUCUAGAAAGAAAAUGGACUAUAUGUAAUUGUAAAAAAUCAGUAUUUUAAGAAGUUUGAUAAAUAAAUGUUCCUGGAUUUAAUUAUCUUCUAUCUUAUAAAAUAUAUUUCUUGCUGAUUUUGGUAAAGUCUAACAGCCCCUAAAGACUGGCUGGUGCUGCAGAGAUAGGCUGAUUUCUUGGAUGAAGUUUCUUUUUUAAAGUCUUUACACUUGUAAUGUUUACAUAAAAAUAACUCUAAAUAAAUUUUGUCUCUUGAUUUUGA
Molecule: messenger RNA, 2864 nt
Organism: Gymnogyps californianus (California condor)
Lineage: Eukaryota; Metazoa; Chordata; Aves; Accipitriformes; Cathartidae
Gene: KIF2C
Product: kinesin family member 2C
Exons: 22
Coding region: 21-2231 (736 amino acids)
Biological process (GO): microtubule-based movement
Molecular function (GO): microtubule motor activity; ATP binding; microtubule binding
Source: RefSeq, a predicted model, not a curated record